Molecule: messenger RNA, 801 nt
Organism: Marmota flaviventris (yellow-bellied marmot)
Lineage: Eukaryota; Metazoa; Chordata; Mammalia; Rodentia; Sciuridae
Source: RefSeq, a predicted model, not a curated record
AUGGAUCAAAUAAACUUGGAUAAAAUUCAAGCUCAAGGAUGCAGGCGCCUGGCAGCGAAGAGUGCGAGGCUCUUUGGUUCAGCUGAGAGUAGGGCCUUUGGCUGGGGCCUGCUGUACGCGGCUAUAGCUAGGGGCUCCACUGUGGCCAUCCCGCUUGUUGCUUUCCUGGGCGCCACUCCCUUGGCUGGCCCUAGGCGAAGCAUCACGUCACCCUUUACACCAGAAAGCUGGCAGGUGCUAUGGGGAAAAAAACAAAACAAGAAGAAAGUAGAGGAGGUACUAGAAGAAGAAGAAGAAGAGGAAUAUGUGGUGGAAAAAGUUCUGGAUCGUCGGGUUUUAAAGGGCAAAGUGGAGUACCUCCUAAAGUGGAAGGGUUUCUCACAUGAGGACAAUACAUGGGAGCCAGAAGAGAACCUAGAUUGUCCUGACCUCAUUGCUGAGUUUCUACAGUCCCAGAAAACAGCACAUGAGACAGAUAAAUCAGAGGGCAGCAAGCGUAAAGCUGAUUCGGAUACUGAAGAUAAGGGAGAAGAGAGCAAACUGAAGAAGAAAAAAGAAGAGUCUGAAAAGCCACGGGGCUUUGCCUGGGGUUUGGAGCUGGAGCGGAUUAUUGGAGCUACAGACUCCAGUGGAGAGCUCAUGUUCCUGAUGAAAUGGAAAAACUCUGAUGAGGCUGACUUGGUCCCUGCCAAAGAAGCCAAUGUCAAGUGUCCACAGGUUGUCAUAUCCUUCUAUGAGGAAAGGCUGACGAGGCAUUCCUACCCCUUGGAGGAUGAUGAUAAAAAAGAUAACAAGAAUUAA